UUCCUCGUGAGGCGGACGGACCUGCCGGCUCGGCGCUGUCGUCUGAAGACAUGUGCACCCGGGGGAGGCGGCACUGAUCGCAGUCACUGCUGCUGCGGGCCGGUUGGACUCGGUUCAGUCACAGCUUCUGGAGCAGGCUGGACCGGCCCCGGCUACUGUGCCGCCGAAGCUCACGCACUGAACGGACCUGCGGCUGCUGAGACGACUGCAGUCCCAGCCUCUGUGGCCUACCUGGUCUGACCUGACCCGAGCCGACCCCGUCCGCGCUCUCCGUCGUCACCAUGAAGAUCAGCUACGUGACAUGUCGCAUCCAGUAUCUGCACGACGUGGACCCGUUCGGCGGCUGCGCCGGCCUGGAGCCGGUGCGCCCGCCUUCGUACGUGUUCAACACUCGGCUGCCGCUGGUCAGCCAGCUGCCGGGCGUGCACCGGAAGCUGGAGGCGCCGCAGAAGCUGUCGGACGCCACCAUGCAGGUGUACAAAGACGGGGAGCUGGGUAGCUACCUCGACCUGGAGGCGUCCAUCAGCGAACAGCACGAGGAGUUCGAGGGCUUCGUUGACAACCCGAAGAACGCGCUGGUGGUGCGGACGCAGCUGUCGGUACGCUGCCACGCCAUCAUAGAAAAGCUACUGAAUUCGCAAGAACGAGACCUGAGAAGAGCCCUCUUCUCACUCAAGCAAAUAUUUCAGGACGACAAGGAUCUCGUGCACGAGUUUGUCAACAACGACGGUCUGGCGUGUCUCAUCAAAGUGGGGCUGGAGGCGGACCAGAAGUACCAGAACUACAUCCUGCGAGCUCUGGGCCAGGUGAUGCUGUACGUGGACGGCAUGACGGGCGUGAUGGAGCACGGCGAGACGGUGCAGUGGCUGUACAGCCUGCUGGACUCGCAGUACCGGCUGGUGGUCAAGACGGCACUUAAGCUGCUGCUCGUCUUCGUGGAGUACACGGAACCGAACGGACUCCUGCUGGUCCGUGCCAUCAACGCCGUCGACACAGAAAGAGGUCGGACGCCCUGGCACGGCCUGAUGUCCCUGCUGCGCGGCGGCGAUUCGGCCGACUCGGAGCUGCUCGUGUUCGCCGCCACGCUCAUCAACAAGGCGCUGAACGCCGUUGACGACCAGUCGACCUACUACGACCAGACGGACCGGCUGGAGCAGCUCGGCAUGGAGGCCAUCACCAACAGGUACCUGGCGAGGGCUGACACUGAGCCAGAGCUGGCCCAGCAGCUGCAGAUCUACGAGGCCGUGCUCAAACGGGAGGACGGCGAGUCGGACGGCUCCAGCAUACCCGCGGACGCUAGUAUGAGGACGCUGCCCCGCAGCCGCAGAUCGCCGCCGGCCGAGUCCGACGAGCGGAGGCGCUCGAUGCGCUUCUCCACGCGCCGGACCUCGCCCGACUCGCCCAGCUCGCCGGAGGAGCACGAGCCCUCGUUCAGCUUCUACCGGCCGGUGGGCGAGAGCUGGUCCGUCAGCGAACGGAGGAGGGUCUUCAGCCGCAACGCGCCGGCCGCCGGCGUCGAGAUCAACGGCCUUACCGGAUCUCAGCAGGACCCGGUCAACUUCUCGGAGAUGGGCGUGACGCCCGGACUGCGGCGGCGCCGGGAACGUCAGGAGCGGCAGCGCAGCUUCAUCCGCGAGCAGGAGGAGCGCGGCUCGAGCUCGCCGGAGAAGGAGGAGGCCCGGCGCACCGACCAGCAAAACUGGAAGAACACCCAGAUGAGCCGGCUGGAGGUGCCCGGCUCGGCGCCGCUCUCGCGGGAGUCCAGCUCGCACGGCAUACAGCCGGAGCUGGCGCCGGGCCCGCUGCUGCGCUCUGAGUCGGGCGUCCUGAAGAAGCCCUGGGUGCUGGGCAUGAUGUACCAGAAGGCGGCGGAGGAGGCGACACCGGAGCCGGAGCCGGUGGCGGAGGACGGGCCGGCCGAGCAGCGGCGGGCCGACCUGGAUCUUGACCUGAAGCCGGACAGCGUGCGUGACCUACGCCAGAAGCUGCUGAGCCAGCCGAGUCCGCUCUCGCCGGCCGAUGAGCAGAGGCCCGGUCGCAUCGGUGACUCCAGCGGCAUCAUCUCCAAGGCCAAGGAGGAGCUGUCACGCUCCAAGAGCAAGCACGACCUCAAGAGUCCGGAGGCGGUGCGGCAGGUGCAGGAGGCGCCCAAGAAGUCGGAGAACGACCUGCACUGGGAGCAGCUGAUCCGCAGCCUCGAGCGGCCGCUGGUACUCGCCGACCUCGACUUCUCCGACCUGAACGAGCGCGACGACGCCGACCUGCCGGUCUUGUCGCUGUCGAUGAACGGCGGUCCGCCACCGCCGCCUGGCGUGCCGCCGCCGCCGCCGCAACUUCCGGGGAUGCCACCACCGCCGCCGCCGCCGCGGCUGCCCGGCAUGCCGCCUCCGCCGCCGCCGCCGGGGCCCAUCUCCCGGCUGACGGCGAGCACCACCGAGGCGUGCAGCCAGUCGUCCUUCUACCGCAACAGGACCAACGGCCACAGCUCCGCCCGGCCAGCCAAGACCAAGAAGACGGUCAAGCUGUUCUGGAGGGAGGUGCGCGACGACUUCGUGCCGGCGAACCAGACCACCAUCUGGGACGAGAUUCCGCAGGUGGCCGUCGACACCCAGCAGCUGGAGCACCUGUUCGAGUCGCGUGCCAAGGACCUGGUGGUGAAGGUCAGCAGGAGACCGAAGGGCACCAAGGAGAUCGUAGUGCUGGACCACAAGCGGUCCAACGCCAUCAACAUCUGCAUGACCAAGCUGCCGCCGCCGCGGACCAUCAAAACUGCCAUCCUGAAGAUGGACGCUACCAUCAUCAACAAGGAGGGCAUCGAGAAGCUGCUGUCGCUGCUGCCGUCUGACGAAGAGGUGAGCCGCAUCAGCGAAGCCCAGGUGUCCAACCCGGAGCUACCGCUGGGCUCGGCAGAGAACUUCCUGCUCACUCUCGGCUCCAUCUCGGAGAUCGCCGCCCGCCUCAAGCUGUGGGUGUUCAAGCUCGACUACGACAACAUGGAAAAGGUUGGUGCCGAGCCGCUGAUGGACUUGAAACAAGGCGUAGAGCUGCUGAGUAAGAACAAGACUUUCAAGUCCAUCCUUGCCAUACUAAAGGGCAUUGGGAACUUCCUGAACGGCACAGAGGCGAAGGGCUUCAACGUGGACUACCUAGCCAAGGUGCCAGAGGUGAAGGACACGGUGCACAAGCACUCCCUGCUGCACCAUCUCUGUCACAUGGUGAUGGACAAGUACCCAGAAUCGUCUGACCUUUACUCAGAGGUGGGCCCCGUCACGCGCGCCUCGCGCAUCGACUUCGACGACGUGGAGGCGACCAUCCGUCGGAUGGAGACCGAGUGCAAGUCGUCUUGGGACCACCUGAAGCUGAUCGCCAAGCACGACGGGCCCACGCCGAUGCGGCAGAAGGUGUCCGAGUUUCUGGCCGACUCUGCGGAGCGGAUCAUCGUGCUCGGCAUCAUCCACCGCCGGGUCAUCAACAGGUUCUACAAGUUCCUCUCGUGGCUGGGCGUGCCGCCGCACCAGCUGCGGGACGCCAAGCCACGCCACUUCUGCAAGAUCAUCUCGGAGUUCGCGCUCGAGUACCGCACGACCCGGGAGCGCGUGAUCCAGCAGCUCGAGAAGAAGGCCAACCACCGCGAGCGGAACAAGACGCGCGGCAAGAUGAUCACAGACACGGGUCAGCCGUACGACCCGGCGUCCGGCGCCGGCUCCCGUCUGCGGCUCCGCACGCAGCGCACCACCGAGGAGAAGGCCGACGCCGACCUGAAGCAGCUGCUGGGCACUGGCGACGCCUCCGAAACGGACACCCUGCGCGGCACGCUGCCCUGGCGCCGCAAACGCCAGAGCCGGGCUGGUCACGGAGACAGUCAGGUCGAGGGCGACGACGAGAUCCUCGAGUCGUUGGUGAAGUCGGCCACGCGCGGCCCGUCGUCCCGCUCGGGGCCCAGGGAGCGGCGCCGCACCUCCCGCAACUCGGAGCGAAAAUCAUUGCGUCGGACGCUGAAGAAUGGCCUGACGGAGGAGGAGCAGCGCUACCUGGUGGCUCUGGCUGCCAAGGUGCAGCACUGCUGAGCCGCGCCCAGAGCCAGAGCCGCCCGGCGUCCAGGCGGAGUGGUAUCGUGACGGACCAGCGCGCCGUGUCGUGGCCGGCUGGGCCGGGACGACCGAGUGGCAACACCCUGCUGGAGCCGUCGCCGCCGCCCACAGAACCGACCAGUGUGUGUCUAGUCGCAGGAGAGGACAUACAGCGCGACUGGCAGAUGGGGAGCCGGCGUUCGCUGUUAGUGUAAACACGGGGCCGCUGGCUCGACCGCAGGGCACCCGCUCGCUGGUGACGGAGCCUCUGCAGGCGCGUCCUGCAGCCGCGCGCGUGGCUUCGCUGAAACACGCUGCUUCUGAGAAAAGCGUCGUGCUCUGGUCUGCGGUCCCUGGGGCACGCUGACAUGACGUAUCGGUUGAUAUCGUGCGGUCACGGACGACAGCCUGUUGAGCAGUGUCAAUAAGAGUUGGUUGUACUUUUAUACUAGGCCCCGCGGGACAGCAGCGCCUGACGCUGUGUCCGUGAGCAGGCCUCCCGCGUGUGUGCCCGUGCGCCGUGUACUGAGUGAGCGGAUGGGUCGGUCGGAGGCCCGCGCGUGGGGCGCCGCCGUUCCCGGCAGUCCCGGAUUGAGUGCCUGACUGUGAUAUUUCCCGCAAUGUGACUCGUGCGCGAC
Pollicipes pollicipes is the source of this 4708-nucleotide messenger RNA. Its product is annotated as FH1/FH2 domain-containing protein 3-like. The record is from RefSeq and is a predicted model, not a curated record. Gene Ontology annotation, cellular component: cytoplasm; cytoskeleton. NCBI's taxonomy places the organism in Eukaryota, Metazoa, Arthropoda, Thecostraca, Pollicipedomorpha, Pollicipedidae. Gene Ontology annotation, biological process: cortical actin cytoskeleton organization. Gene Ontology annotation, molecular function: actin filament binding.